UGAAUUCAAAUAGAAAUGACUUUCAUUUUAAUAGAUCUAUCAGUGAAGUUGAAAUGUCAAACACUGAAAAUUUGAUGUUCUCUUUGGAAUGAAAAGUUUAAAGCAUAUAAAAGGAAUACUAGAUCUACCUGUGGUUCGUCAAGCUUAUUCUACAAAUCUUACAAAGAUGCCAGCAUUACAACCAAAGAAGUUGAAAGGUCGGAUGUUCUCGGUGCAGGCUGCAUUGCCUAAAUAUCCAGUAGCGCCGCUGGAACAGACACUGAAAAAGUACCUGAAAUCUCUGGAACCACUUCUUACUGAGGACGAGUAUAGGCAUACAGAAAAGCUUUGUAAAGAGUUUGAAAAUGGAGUAGGCAAAACAUUGCAGGCUAAACUAAUAGAAAGGGCAGAAAAGCACGAUAAUUGGUUAUCAGACUGGUGGAAAAGUGUAGCUUAUCUGGGAUUCAGGGAACCAGUUGUGAUCAAUUCAAACCCAGGAGUACUAUUCCCUAAAGCAGACUUUUCUGGUACCCAGGGACAAAUAGAGUAUGCAUCCAAACUGAUUGCUGGUCUCCUUGACUACAAGGUUAUGAUAGAUGAUCAGACAUUACCAGUGGAGCAUCUUGGGAAGAACCCACUGUGCAUGAUGCAGUACUUCCAGGUGCUGGCAGCAUGUAGGAUACCCCUGGAGAAACAUGAUGACUGGGCAUGCUACCCUCCUGACCGGCCAGGAGCACCUAAACACAUCACUGUCAUCUAUAAUAAUAAUAUAUUUGAGGUGCCUGUGUAUGGUGAUGAUGGGAAUCCACUUACAAUAUCUCAGGUUAGGAACCAGCUGUUAGAGGUUGUAAAUCAAGGGUCAACACCAGGGGAACCAAUAGGGCUGUUUACUAUGGAACACAGAGAUAACUGGUCUAGUGUUUACAAGAAAAUGAUCCAAGAUAAAACAAAUAAAGCCUCCUUCGACUCAGUCCAGCGCAGUAUCAUAGUUUUAUGCCUGGACCAGUCAAACGACUUUGGGAAUGAUCCACGCACUGUUAGUGGACAUCAAAUGCUACAUGGUGGAGGACCUUCCUUACAUUCUGGCAACAGGUGGUUUGAUAAAACAAUACAGUUUAUAGUAGGAGCGGAUGGUUACAGUGGGUUGAAUUAUGAGCAUACCACUGCCGAGGGACCACCAAUCAUACAUGUCAUGGAUCAUUGUUUAAACUUUUUGGCUAAUGGUAAAGAAUGGAGCCCGGCAUCUGAUGUAAAACCACCUACAAAAUUACAGUUUAAUCUCACAAAUGAUGUUAGUAAAAGUCUUACACUAGCCAAGGAAAACUCAGCCAGGAUGGUUAAUGACCUUGACCUGAAAGUCUUUGUGUUUGAUGAGUUUGGAAAGAAUUUCCCCAAGUCUCAGAAAGUCAGCCCUGACAGUUUUAUACAAAAUGCAAUACAGCUUGCAUAUUAUAGGCACCACAGAAAGACAUGUGGAUCUUACGAGUCUGCCUCGAUAAGAAUGUUCCAGCAAGGACGGACCGAAACUAUCCGGUCUUGUUCAACAGAAUCGUUUGAGUUUACUAAAGCAAUGAUGGACAGUAAUACAAGUAAACAGAAGAAGGCGGAGCUGUUGAGACGUGCAAUUAAUAGUCAUAAACAAUAUACCAAUGACGCAAUCUCAGGGAAAGGUAUAGAUAGACAUUUGUUAGGACUAAAGUUAACUGCUUUAGAAAACAACAUGGAGAUGCCAGAACUGUUUAAAGAUAAAGCAUACACUUUCAGUGGUUCAUGGAGAAUUUCAACUAGUCAGGUACCAGCCAAAUCUGAGUCGGUGUUAUUUUUCGGUCCAGUUAUGCCGGACGGUUAUGGAUUCUGCUACAACCCUCAGGAGAAGUGUAUUCUAUUUGGAGUGUCCUCUUUCAAGAGUAACAAUGUAACAUUGCCCGCUGCCAAGAUGGCGGAUCUAAUUAAAGACAGUCUUAACGAUAUGCGAGAUGUCAUGGCGUCUUCUAUGAAAGCCAAUCUGUGAUAUUUGCUGAACAUUUCUAAUGUAAACAGUUAAAAAAAAUGAUUUUGUGUUAGCAAUGUUUUUUUGUAGUUCAAAAACAAUGCCAUACUUUUUUUACUGCUUUUUUUGUGGUAAAUCUUGUGCUGCUUUUUUUUCAUUUUUUUUUUCUGAAAAACUAUUUUGAAUAUUUUGUAUGUGUAUGUGUAAUAUUCAAGGUGUGAGCAGUAAGAAAAAGAAACAACAAGUUUUUACUCCUUCUUGUUGGAUGGGUAAACUAACUAUUCUGGAUUGAGCCCCAUGUGUAGCGUGUUACCAAAAAAUACUACUAAAUUACUUUUGACACAUAAAACUCUUUACACCAUGUCCUUUUGUUUUAGAUAUAUUUUUCAUAAGAAAAAAACAUUCUCAGCUGAUAAUGGACAGUUUGAAAUGAGUUAACAUUGCUAUUUACGCAGCUUAUUAUUCAGCUUGACAUUAUAUUUUUGUAUUUUUCCCAUAUAACAUAGUGCAUUUAUCAAGAACUUAUAUAUACAUACUGUAUGUAUAAUUCAUACCAUAAUUUCAUGUAUUUUAUGAUUUAUAAGACAAUAAUGGUUUGAGAGGCCAGCAAUUAUAGCUUGAUAGGCCAAUUGUAAUGGUUGCAACUCUUACCUUAUAUAAAUAUAGUCAUUUGUCAUACAAGACUUGCUUAAAGGACAUUUAGAAACAUGUUACAUGAAUAUGAAUCAUAAUUGUACAUUGUAUAUAUGCCUUUCUCCAGAGUUCAGACCACUGCAUCAACUAGAGGAUUUAGUGAUUGAAUCCACACAUGAAAAGUCAGUGGAUUAUGCAUUAGAUAUUACACACCUUGAAGCCAGUAACUCAAUUUUCAUUGCUUUACUACUUAAAAUGGUUGUGAUUUGUUCAAUAUUUUUAUAAAUAGAAUCUAUAUAAACAAAUUUACAAUGUACGUUUUUUGGGGGGAUUUUUUUGCAAUAAAUCUCUUUGAAUAACAGAGUUGAUAAUAAAUUGUCUAUGCCACCAGUACAAGAGAAAGGCCUAUCUAUGGAGAUCAAAUAUUGCCUGCUCUCAUUUUACUUUGUUUUCUAUAUAUUCAGUUAUCAACAAUGGAUAGUUUCAAAUUCAAAGCAGGACAUGUCAAUUUUUGAUAUAUUAUAUACAAUUAUGGCUAAAGUAGAAAAAGUGAUAUUAUCAAAAUAGCGCAUGUGUCUCAGGGUAAUAGUGCAUAUUAGCAACCCGAGAACUGAAAUAACACCCUAGCCAACAUUUUAAUGUAAUUUUUCACCGCUAUGCAUUAUUACUCCAAGAGCCCAUUCAUUAUCGAUUAUGGCCAGGGGAGAGAACUAGAACAUUACAAUUUCUUAAAUCUAUAUAGAUUACUUGCCCCUGGGUGUAAUUCAUUUCCAAUUCGUUACAAAAUGACAGGGGGAUAUUCAUUUCCAGCAUGAUAGGCCGAAAUAACAUCAUGUGACGUCACAUUACACUAUGAAGUAAAAAGUUUACAUGAGGUAUAAUACUAUUGAUUGUUUUGAUGAGAUUUGCAGUCAUUAAUGGAUAUGCCAUGACACGACAUACAACUUAAUGCAUGAAUCAUCCAAUCUAGCAAAAUUGUUGAAUAUUUCCUUGAUAAAAUAACAUGAAUAAUUUUAUUAUAUUGAAAUUAUGUCUUCUCAAACAAUACAGUUGACAUUAUUGUCACCUAAGUGCAGUAAUGGGUUAACUCCUAAUUAAUUAUAUAAGAAGUUAUCCCAUUACUGUACUAAGGUGACAAUAUGAUGUUACUAAGAAUAUUUAGAUGGUAAAUUAAUUUAUUGUUUUAAACAUUUGUGCCAUGUGAAUUGUAUUCAUAUAUGUUAUAUUACUUGUUCGUAUACAUGUACUUAUUGGCUGCUGGUGCUCAUUUUUUUUUGUUACUGUGCUUAGACUGUUUAUGUGAUUAUAUAUAAGAUACGACACAUUUACUGUAAAAAAAGAUAUUUUUUCACUGUAAUACAAGUUUAUAACAUUGAUAUAAAUUUAUGCAAUUAUGAAUUAAUAUAAUAUACAUGAAUAU
Messenger RNA from Ruditapes philippinarum (Manila clam), 4022 nucleotides. RefSeq names its product carnitine O-acetyltransferase-like. Gene Ontology annotation, cellular component: peroxisome. NCBI's taxonomy places the organism in Eukaryota, Metazoa, Mollusca, Bivalvia, Venerida, Veneridae. Gene Ontology annotation, biological process: carnitine metabolic process, CoA-linked. The transcript has 14 exons. Gene Ontology annotation, molecular function: carnitine O-acetyltransferase activity. The record is from RefSeq and is a predicted model, not a curated record. Bases 89 to 1990 code for a protein of 633 amino acids.